UGCACGUCCUACUCGUGUAGCGCUACAGCAGGGCGAUUUUGCGCGUUCCCGUGACUCGCCAUAGAAAACAAAGCUGAACGUCUCCCAUAACAGCUCGGGGUGCAGACUUGAGGAAUAUCUGAAUUUAUUCUGGAUAUAUCAUGCUGGAUAUGGAUUUGCACUGGGUGUAGCAUCGUUGGAGACCAAGCCCUCACGGCUGGGGUGACGGCAGGACAUUAGCGAAACUGACGAAUAUAACAUCAGUGGGUUUUUUUUUUUCUCGGGGUGCUUUGUCUUGUCCACCGAACGAUUGCAAACCAUCAUUCCCAUUGCAAUUUGCAAGAUAUCCAGCUAGUGACUGCUAGCUGCCUGCCGGAAUGUAUCGUCAUGUUGUCACCUCAAAGUAACUGCUAGGACGUUGGAUUGUGAAAGGAUACGCAGAAAACCUCCCCGAGGUCCCAUCGGGUUGUCACCGGGACCUGAAUCUGUGUUCGCCACAGUCGCGGAACCCGCUGUUUUCGGCGACAUGGCGGAGCAGGGCUACUCAUCCUGGGCGUACUCCCUAAUUGACUCCAGCCAGGUGUCCACCUUCCUCAUCUCCAUUCUUCUCAUCGUCUAUGGCAGCUUCAGAUCAUUAAACAUGGACUGUGAGAACCAGGAGAAGGAUAAAGACGGUAACCCCAUGCCAGGUUUCAACAACGGCACCAACAACAGUGAGUGUAUUCAGACUAUAGACUCCACACAGGCCCUGUUCCUGCCCAUAGGCGCCUCGGUGUCUCUGCUCGUCAUGUUCUUCUUCUUCGACUCGGUACAGGUGGUCUUCACCAUCUGCACGGCAGUUCUUGCAACAAUUGCAUUUGCAUUCCUCUUGUUGCCAAUGUGCCAGUAUAUGACCAAACCCUGCUCCCCACAGAACAAGAUUUCCUUUGGCUGCUGUGGGCGUUUCACUCUGGCGGAGCUCCUCUCCUUCGCCUUCUCCUUAUUGUUGGUGUUCAUCUGGGUGCUGACUGGACACUGGCUCCUCAUGGACGCGUUAGCCAUGGGCUUGUGUGUGGCCAUGAUCGCCUUCGUGCGGCUUCCCAGUCUGAAGGUGUCCUGCCUGCUGCUGUCAGGACUGCUCAUUUAUGACGUAUUCUGGGUGUUCUUCUCAGCUUACAUAUUUAAUAGUAAUGUGAUGGUCAAAGUCGCCACCCAACCUGCUGAGAAUCCCAUCGACGUUCUGUCCCGGAAGCUCCACUUGGGGCCCGGGUUGGGCCGCGACGUCCCCCGUCUCUCCCUACCUGGAAAACUGGUCUUUCCCAGCUCCACAGGAAGUCACUUCUCGAUGCUGGGAAUCGGAGACAUUGUGAUGCCGGGCCUGCUGUUGUGCUUCGUCCUGCGCUAUGACAACUACAAGAAGCAAGCCAAUGGGGAAGUGCCUCUGUCCGGACGCAUGCAGCGCGUCUCCUAUUUCCACUGCACUCUCAUCGGAUACUUUGUGGGUCUGCUGACCGCCACUGUGGCCUCCAGGAUCCAUCGUGCCGCUCAGCCGGCGCUGCUCUACCUGGUGCCCUUCACCCUGCUGCCUCUGCUCACGAUGGCCUACCUGAAGGGGGAUUUGCGGCGCAUGUGGUCCGAGCCCUUCCACACCAAGACCAGCAGCUCCCGCUUCCUGGAGGUAUGAUGCACCCUGGGAGAAACGACCCGUGCGGGGAGGACUGCUGAUCCUUUACCUUAAUUAGAGGGAAGGAGAGCGGGCGCACUCCCAGUGAGGCCAUGUUGUCAUCACUUGUUCAUGCUUUCCGCCAAUCUUCUGUGAAACCCCUCAGAAGGACACCCGUGUGUGGAUCACAACGCCCCAACACGAUUCAUUGUUGGUCCCUACAUCCUCCCCGUUUCAUCGCCACUUCCUCUUUUCUGUUUAUUUCCUCUUCAUUAGAGCACAUCCUGCCUACGCUGUGUUUGUGUGUGUGUGUCCCCCCCCGCUCCCCUUGCUCGCCCUCUCCUUUUCCUUCUCGCUGCGUUGUCCUUCUUUCCCGUUCCUUUUUUCCUCCGCAUCUCUGUUUGUCACCGACUCGGAUGAACUCGAGGGCCAGGCCUCCCCCCCUUUUUGUGGACUUAGGGUUGUGAGCCAUGGCUGGGGUUUAUAUAUAUAUUUUUUAGCAUUCUUGUGGUUAUUAUUAGUAUUAUUAUUAUUAUAGAAUGAUUUAAACAAACUGAGAAGAGGUGGAGCGUUGCAGUGGCACAGGACCGUGCUCGGGAGCAGCGCCACAGUAAAGAAGAAGAGUCCCCCCCUCCAUCCGACUCCCUCUUCCUCCCCCUGCUUUCUCCAUGUGUCCCGUCGUCCCGCCCUCCGACACUCCCUCCGAGCCCCACCCUCCUCCUCUCUGUUCAUCCGCUGUCCCCAUUCCCCGCCCUCACAGAUAACUAUGUAUUUUAUUUCGAAAAAGUUUUAUUCUUGGCAUAUACAGAAAUGCAUUAUAAAUUGUUAAGCUGCCCCCAGCAUUUUAGGGGCCACUUCUAUUUGUAUAUAUGUGUAUUUGCGGUAACUUGAGUUUGUGUUCGGGAGCAUGUUGAAUAGGGCGGGAAACUGACGCCAGCCAACAGCUGGAUUUUGGUAAAUUCCGGCUGCCGGUUUCGUCGUGUCAACUGGUGAGCGUCCAUCACUUAGAGGUUGUUUUCUAAAGUGUGUUGGCUUGUGUGAUAGAAACGUAGCUGAUGGAUCUUUGGGGAGGAAAAAAAUACAUCUGCCCCGGCGGCCGGUUGAUAAAAAGCUUGUUUCGUGCUCUAGUGUCUCGUGUGUUGGAUCAAACGGUGUCAUACACACAUGACAUGUCCAAUGGAAACGGUUUGUGUCUAACUUGUAAAAAAGUUACAGAAAACUCAACAGGGGGCAAUUUUGUUUUUAUCAGUCUUUCUUCGGACAGGUGGAAAUGUAAACAGUGUUUUUUUUUUUCUAAUAAAUGAAUGUUGAAUUCAUUUUAAGGUAUGAUAUGUUACUUUUCAUCAUGAAACCACAUCAUACAUCAUGCUGGGUAAUUUCUCUUGUGCACAUCCUCAAUGUACAUGUAUUUAUGGCCAUGGAGACACGAAAAGCAUCUGAUUUGAGACAUUAUAAAUGUCUGAGCAUGGUGGUAUCUGAUCAGUUUGUAUACGUUUUGACAGAAGUCAGUGGAACAGCACAACAGCACAUGUCAUCUGAACUUCCCCUCUAUCGAUAAAGACCGUGUGUGUGUGUGUGUGUGUGUGUGUGAGUGUGAUCAGUUACGCCCUUCAGAAAUCAAAAUAGGAAAUAAAAGUUCACCCAUGAGAUGUUUUUACUGUCACCACUUGGUCCCUGGCAGUCUUUUCUUUUUUUUAAUGGUCCUUCCACUUUUUUGUGGUGCUUGUCAGUUAAUAUCUAAUGUAUACUGGAAAAAGUGUGAGUUAUUGCACAGCGGGAAGUCGGAGGGAUGUACGGACGAUGCAGUUUGCUGGCUUUUUGUUUUUUACUUUUCGAUGCUAUCUGGCCGUGCAUGUUAAAUGUACAGUGUAUAAUUUCUCAGACUGCAUCGGAGGGGCCGCGGCAGUUUUGAGUCUCCGCUGGCCGACACGAGGCGCUGGACCUAUGAGUCGCCUACAAAGAGCAGCGUGAGUGGGUGGGACAAAGGCCGCAGGUCAGAAAAACUGUGAUUGGUCAGCGCUGACCUCCUGUGACUGAUUCACAAAGGCUAAAUAUUAUGACCCGAGUGCCGUCAGGUUGGGACACCCGGCCUGCCGCUCAGUGCAGCGGCCUGAACUCGGACAUCAUGGAACAACAAGGCGCCUUCACCUCUUCAUGGACUUGGAAAGAAAAUAUAUAGAUUUAUAUACAUAAUUAUGUGUGUGUGUGUGUGUAUAUAUAUAUAUGUAUGUAUAUACACACACGUAUACAUAUAUGUGUGUAUCUGUACAGACAUAAAUAAUUGACAACGAAAAUGUUUUUUUUUUAAUAGAAAAUGAAUUCCUUCUUACCCCGUUGUUAGUAUAAUUAUUUUUCUUUUUUUUCUUUAGUGUUUUUUUUCUCCUUUUCUUUCCACCUCUUCUCCCCUCCAGCAGAGGAUUCCAGCUCUGUUGGUCCGUUGAUAUUAUAGCUGAAUGGAUUCUGUAUAGAAAAAGGGUGGAUAAAUAAAUUAAGAACUGUGUAGUGAAUCAUGAAUCCUGAAGCGCUUGAUCUAAAACACGUUGUCUCCUAACCCGUUCCCUCUGCCCUCUCCCCUUCUUUCCUUCCUCGUUCAGGAUUCUGCUGUAAAUAAACAUGACUAACUGUAA
Messenger RNA from Pseudoliparis swirei, 4248 nucleotides. It is a transcript of the gene sppl3, whose product is annotated as signal peptide peptidase 3. The transcript has 11 exons. Bases 506 to 1642 code for a protein of 378 amino acids. The record is from RefSeq and is a predicted model, not a curated record. Gene Ontology annotation, molecular function: aspartic endopeptidase activity, intramembrane cleaving. Gene Ontology annotation, cellular component: cytoplasmic side of endoplasmic reticulum membrane; lumenal side of endoplasmic reticulum membrane; Golgi-associated vesicle membrane. Gene Ontology annotation, biological process: membrane protein proteolysis. NCBI's taxonomy places the organism in Eukaryota, Metazoa, Chordata, Actinopteri, Perciformes, Liparidae.